UUGACGAAGCUAAACGCGGGGUCGCCAUUACUGGGUUGAGAGGAAAGAGUUGUGGGUUGUGGUUGAUUGUUUAGUGUGUGUGCGUGUGUGGUAUUUGUGUUUUCAUUUAACAAUGGUCGACAAGAUAGAAAUGAGUUUGGAUGAUAUCAUUAAGUCCUCCAAAAUGAUUCGAGGUAGCGGAAGACGAGGUCGAGGAGGACAAAGAGGUUCCAGUAUACCAAGACGAGGUAGAGGUGGGCCGACGAGGGGAAUUGGAGCCGGAAGAAGUCGCCGCGGAAUGGUGCGAUCAGCGCCUUAUUCAAGGGGAGACAUUAACAGCAAAUGGCAGCAUGAUAUGUUUGAUGGAUCCGGAAGCAAGAAGUCGAGAAUGAGUUUCGGGGGAUCGCUACCCACUGGUGGUCCUGCGAAGUUGUUAGUUGCCAAUCUCGAUUUUGGAGUAUCGGAUUCUGAUAUACAGGAGCUUUUCUCAGAAUUUGGGCCUCUGAAGUCCGCUGCGGUACAUUAUGACCGUUCUGGUAGGUCACUGGGUACAGCGGAUGUCAUAUUUGAAAGAAAAGCUGAUGCAAUAAAAGCAAUGAAACAGUACAAUGGUGUUCCCUUAGAUGGCAGAGCAAUGCAGAUUCAAAUGGCAACAUCAGAAAUACCCUCUGUGUUGCGUGGUGUUCGUGUGGGAGGUGGUGGAUACGUGCAAAGUCCAAGGUCCCGAUUGAGUGGUGGCAGUGGCGGUGGAAGUGGUGGAAGGGGAAGAGGUCGAGGUGGCCUACGCCGUGGUGGAAGAGGUGGUCCAAGAAACCAGUCAAGAUCACUUCCUACAGCUGAGGAGCUGGAUGCUGAAUUAGAUGCCUAUGUAAACAAAAUUAAGUAACAGAUGGAAACCUUGUGCCAUUGUGGAAAAGAUAUAGAAUGUGUGAAGCUGACAUACCUGCCUUUCGCAGUUUAGCGUUUGACUGACUGUUCAAUUUUGCGUGCAGUUAAUGUACACAUUGGAUUGAAGACUUAACAAUAGAGAUGUAACAAGAGUUUCUGUGUGAUGCUGGAGGAUUUGCUGGUAGAUAAUUUUACAUGGAAAAUGUCUGGGUUUUGAUCUCCUUGAAUACCUGUUGUAAUGUUUCAGGACAUACUGUGAAGCGAAUUAUACUGAAUUUCAACACUGUUAAAUAAAAUAUUUUCUAAUUGUUAAAAUUACUGCCAUGUAUUAAGCAAGUGGAAUAUUCUAACUCUGGUUUAGUUUUACAGCUGAACUGACUGCAUAGCUAUUUUGUACAUCUGAACUUUCCAACAUACAUUGCUUUCAUAAAUCAUACACCCUGUAAUACCAAGCACCAAAUAUUUUAUUACAUGGAUUUUUUAUUUAUUUAUAUCACUUACAUUGCUUUAGCUCCUGACUUUUGUCGUCACACUAUAUUAAAAAAAUAUUGAAAAUUGAUACAUUUUUACAACUCAUAAAUACUGGUGACAAAACAACAAUGAGAGUGUUUGUUUGUAGUGAAUUAAUAUUACAUGGUGUGUGUUUUUUUAUAUGGUGUGCUAACAUGAGUGAAUGGUGAUUUUUGUGGUCCUGUAUAAAAUUAUGGAGUAUGUUGACACAGUGGAUCAUAAUUUCUGAAAUACAGACUUGCUCUUUGCUAGAUUCUUUUGUAGAUUUUAAGGUGAUCAUACAGCCUCACCUUCAGUCCUUACAGUGUGUGGUGUGCUGCUGCCAUCAGGCAGCCACAGUGGAAAACUAAAGCAUCAUAUUACCAAUAUGUGGCUAUGCAUGAUAAAUAGCUUUGAGUGCAACUGUUGGCAAGGUUUUCAGUACCUUGUUUUGUAAAAUACAGUCCUCAAAUUGUAAUGUUUUAUACUAAACGUAUAUAAAUAUAGAACAAGGGAUUUCAUCAGUUUGAUAUUAAAUAAAUCUGUUGUGUGAAACUGUUGCACAUAGUUUUUUUUUUUUAAACAGUUACUGAAAUACCAGAAUGUUGAACCCAUAAAAUAAAUGUAAUAUGUAGAAAUAUAUAACUGAAAUGUGACACAAAUAUGUAAAUAGUCACAGAAGGCUUCUAUUAUGCAGGAUUUUGUCUAGGACAAUGCAGUUUGCUGGUGCUUUAAAAGCUGAACCUUGCCUGAACUCCAUAAACGAGUUGAGUAUAUUUCAAAAAUCAUUGCAUUAUAUUUUAAAAAAAAAGAUGUUGCACAUGUCCAACAUUAAAUUCUUGCAAAUAUGUUUGCAAGAAUUGCCCACUUUUCUCCUGAAUACCAUUGUAUUUAAAUGUAUCUUGUCCUUAUGUCAAAAGUGUAUGCUAUAAAACUGAAAAUUGCAGUCACAUUUUUUAAGUAUGUAAUGAACUCAGAUGAUUUUAAGUUUAUGGAUUUUUAUAAAAGUGUUAAGUCCUUAAUUCAGUCUUGCAUUUUAGGAUCAGUUUCCUUGUGCAGCCCAUUACGAUUGAAAGUUCAGCAAGUGCGUAUUGUGCAUGGAGUAACAGUAUUGGUACUGGCCAUGGGAUGCACCCAGUUAGCUUUUGAGAUGACACACAAUGUGUGAAUUGCAUAUUCUGAACCCUUAUUCUGUGCCACAUAGACAGGAGGCACGAUAAAUCAGUUUUUUUGACUGUUUUCUUAUUAUAGAGUAAUGGGUAAUAAUGUAGUGUGCUCAAGAGGUCAUCUUACAUACCGUCUGAAGUCAUACCAGCAAGGAAUGGGAGUACCUUGCAUACCCAAACUUUAAAUUCUGUCCCGGCGUUUGUCGGGUAUGAGUCAGUGUUCAGCAUGUAUGGCGUUGUUGAUACUAAAAUAUUUGUCCUUACCUUUUUAAUGGAAAUGUGACUGGACAAAAUGCUGGGAUACUCGUUUAAAAAGCUAGGGAAUUGUGAAGUCGAUGAGAACAUAAUUGUUCUCUGAAAGGGAAGUAAAUAAAAUAAAUGCUAGUAA
Messenger RNA from Schistocerca nitens (vagrant locust), 2910 nucleotides. RefSeq names its product THO complex subunit 4 (gene Ref1). Gene Ontology annotation, molecular function: mRNA binding. Gene Ontology annotation, cellular component: nucleus. Lineage: Eukaryota; Metazoa; Arthropoda; Insecta; Orthoptera; Acrididae. Gene Ontology annotation, biological process: mRNA export from nucleus. The coding region runs from base 113 to 865 and encodes 250 amino acids. The record is from RefSeq and is a predicted model, not a curated record. The transcript has 5 exons.